CAUCAGAUGUUGAGCAUGCGCAGCCGUCCUUUCUUCUUCACGCAAAGCCAAGAUGGCGUCUUUGCGAGUACUAGUAGGAUGCAAAAGAGUGAUCGAUUACGCCGUUAAGAUUCGUGUGAAGCCGGAUAAAACUGGUGUCGUGACGGAUGGAGUCAAACAUAGCAUGAACCCAUUUGACGAAAUCGCUGUAGAAGAGGCUGUCAGAUUAAAAGAAAAGAAAAUUGCAUCUGAGAUAGUGGCUGUGAGCUGCGGGCCUGCCAAGAGUGAGGAAACACUUCGCACUGCAUUGGCCAUGGGUGCCGACAGAGGAGUCCAUGUGGUUCUAGGAGACAAGGAGUAUGAGGGACUGCAACCUCUUGCUGUGGCAAAACUACUUGCUAAAGUAGUAGAGCAAGAACAGCCAGGACUGGUCAUUCUUGGCAAACAGGCGAUUGAUGAUGAUUGUAAUCAGACAAGUCAAAUGCUUUCUGCUAUCCUAAACUGGCCACAGGCCAUGUAUGCAUCCAAGUUAGAGCCCAAAGAUGGGAAAUUGGAUGUUGUUAGGGAGAUUGAUGGAGGCCUAGAGACUAUCACUGUCAAACUUCCUUGUGUUGUCUCUACUGAUUUGAGGUUGAAUGAGCCACGCUACGCGACCCUCCCAAAUAUCAUGAAAGCGAAGAAAAAGAAGAUAGAUAAAAAGACUCCAGAGGAUCUUGGAGUUGAUGUAACCCCCCGGAUACAGAUCCUUAACGUGCAGGACCCCCCUGUCCGCGAGGCUGGAAUUAAAGUCGAGACUGUUGAUGACCUGGUUACCAAGCUCAAGGAUGCAGGAUUCCCUUGACCUGGUCAUGUGACCCUAAGCUUAUAAAUAAUUCAGAAUUCUGAAUGUGUGUUUUUUAAUUAACACUUACUUGAAGUUGGGUAUAAAAUGUACAUAACCA
Molecule: messenger RNA, 920 nt
Organism: Nematostella vectensis (starlet sea anemone)
Lineage: Eukaryota; Metazoa; Cnidaria; Anthozoa; Actiniaria; Edwardsiidae
Product: electron transfer flavoprotein subunit beta
Exons: 8
Coding region: 53-820 (255 amino acids)
Cellular component (GO): cytosol
Molecular function (GO): electron transfer activity
Source: RefSeq, a predicted model, not a curated record